Myodes glareolus (Bank vole) is the source of this 2167-nucleotide messenger RNA. RefSeq names its product myotrophin. Gene Ontology annotation, biological process: protein K6-linked ubiquitination. Gene Ontology annotation, molecular function: ubiquitin-protein transferase activity; protein binding. The record is from RefSeq and is a predicted model, not a curated record. Lineage: Eukaryota; Metazoa; Chordata; Mammalia; Rodentia; Cricetidae. Gene Ontology annotation, cellular component: BRCA1-A complex; BRCA1-BARD1 complex.
GCGGCCCGAGGCGCAUCGUUUCCUCGUGUCCCCUUGUUGGGCGUACCCACCACUUGUGCCCGGCCUGCCGGCCCAGCCCGCUGCAGUGAUGUGCGACAAGGAGUUCAUGUGGGCCCUGAAGAACGGAGACUUGGACGAGGUGAAGUACUAUGUGGCCAAGGGAGAAGAUGUCAACCGGACACUAGAAGGUGGAAGGAAGCCUCUUCAUUAUGCAGCAGAUUGUGGACAGCUGGAAAUACUGGAAUUUCUGCUGCUGAAAGGAGCAGAUAUUAAUGCUCCAGAUAAACAUCAUAUUACCCCUCUUCUGUCUGCUGUCUAUGAGGGUCAUGUUUCCUGUGUGAAAUUGCUUCUGUCAAAGGGUGCUGAUAAGACUGUGAAAGGCCCAGAUGGACUGACUGCCCUUGAAGCCACUGACAACCAGGCAAUCAAAGCUCUUCUCCAGUAAUGGAUGGAUGGACUGAUAACUUGAGAAGAAUGACUCUCCUGUGGCCUCACACUGCUGCCUGUCUGUCUGUCACUUUCUAUCUGCCAACUUCUUCAGCUAAAUACUUUAAGAGGGUGAGAGGAGAGAGAAAUUCAUAACAAAUCAGAUUACCAAGGGGGGAAAACAUGUCUUGGAGGAGCAGUGGGGAAUAUGAUCGGGCUUUUACUGGGAUUCCUGAUCAAACCAGCCUCUUUUCCAUUUCUAGUAAAAUAUACAGCUUAUACUCAAGGGAGAGCAAAAAUACAGUGUGUGGGGAUCAUUGGACCUUCUCAGCUCCCUAGCUAAUUUACUAAUUAGUGUGUUGAAGGUCUGAUCGUACAAGGCCAACUCUACUUAUUAGGCAGCCCUAGCUGUGAGCAAGUAGUGGCUGCUGUUAUGUCAACUUAGGGUGCUGAGAUAAGCAAUUAGCUACAGCCUUCUGCCUUAAGAAUGCACUCUCCUGGGGGUUUCUGGCUAGGUAAGAGCGCUGCUGUGGUUAGUGACCAAAAUCUUGAAUGACCUUAAUAUUUCUGUGAAAGCUCAGAUAAGUGGCGCACCCCUAAAUUGCUGGAUGACUAAGCUUUGGAUUUUCUCUCCCCUUUCACAUCAACUUUAUGUCUCGUUAGAUAAAACUGACUAGUUUUAUUUAUAAAAUGUUAAAUUCUAGGAGCCUAAAGGAGGAAUCAUUCCAGUAUGCUUAUUUCUUUUCUUUUCUCCUUUAGACUUAGACAUUUAUAUAACAUUGAAACACUUUGAGACUCCUGCUGGUAGUAAAAGGAGAUUUAAAAAUAAAAUCAUAGCCAUAAACGUGUUAGUAUCUUAUAAAGAGAGAACAGUUGUCUUAGUACUUACGGAUUGUCUUCAUUUGCUGUUUGAGUGAAUCAGCCUUAGUUGUGUUUGGAGAAUGAAGAAUAUUCUUUGGGAUGCCUCUCUGAAACCCACCAUGGAUGCUGAUUUUUUUCUUUAGUGCACCAAAGCUAUCACUGGGGUGAGAUGCACUAUUUGGAUAGAUGGAAACUCAUCCCUUCAAAAAUGUGCUCGUUACCAGGUUUCCCUGAGCUGUUGAUUGACUCUUGCUGGGCCAACACCGCUUCACCUCUGUAGUGUUUUUGUUUCUCUUAACAAUCAUGCAUUGCAUACAUGUGACAACUUCACAAUACAGUCUGUGUUCUUAGAAUACAGUGCCCUAAAAUGGUGUUCUUAGGACCUGCAGAAAAUUUAGACUUAUCUCUAAAUUUUAAUUCAUGAACAAUAAAAUGAUUAAAAUAUACCUUAAAUUUGAUAUCCUACAUUUAAAGUAUUAGGAUUUCUUUGACUUGCCAUCCAUACAGGCUUACAAAAACUAUUACAAUCUUUCCUUAGCCAAGUCAUGCAAUAAUUGAAUGUACCUCAAAUUUUUAAAGGGUGGGUGGGAUAGGGGCUUAUAUUUAGAUUAUGGAUAAUUAAAAAACUAAUAAUGACUUUUUAGGGCAAUGUAGCAUUCUAUAGUAGGGUUAAACUAUUACCACAAACAGUCAGCCUGGCUAAAUAACUUUUGAUCAGUUGAUGAUUGGUUGGUGUGUGUGUGUGUGUGUGUGUGUGUGUGUGUGUGUGUGUGUAUUCUCCCAUGAACUCUUUUUUAUCCUGUGGCUUUUUCACUUUCAACUAGCCUGACCCUGUAAUUUUUCUAUGUCCAAGAAAACAAUCACGAAACAGUAGUUUAAA